Messenger RNA from Amoebophrya sp. A25, 198 nucleotides. Lineage: Eukaryota; Dinophyceae; Syndiniales; Amoebophryaceae. The record is from the annotation of a GenBank genome assembly.
AUGACGCAAGUACCGAGGCGCACACCGGUGUUGAGCAUCAACGAAGCUGUGUCCUUGGUUGAGCAUGUGAAAGUUCCGGCUCAAGACAGCGAGACGGAAUUCGAUGUGACUAUGGGAGGCGCCGUGAAGCCCACAGAGCCAUUCCCACCCACCGUUGGCGAGCUCUUAGAGGAUGCCAGGCUUGUGCGGGGACCCAGC